Molecule: messenger RNA, 4409 nt
Organism: Pseudoliparis swirei
Lineage: Eukaryota; Metazoa; Chordata; Actinopteri; Perciformes; Liparidae
Gene: anln2
Product: anillin, actin binding protein 2
Exons: 24
Coding region: 69-3635 (1188 amino acids)
Biological process (GO): septin ring organization; actomyosin contractile ring assembly; mitotic cytokinesis
Cellular component (GO): actomyosin contractile ring
Source: RefSeq, a predicted model, not a curated record
GUUAGCUCGUUUCUGUCAGUUGACCCGCUUCACACGGACUGUCGUCCAACACUGAACUUCAGCUCGGCAUGGAGGUCGGAGAGGAAAACGAUGCCAACCUCAACUUGAAGAGGCCGAGGGCGCCUCCGUCUGAUUGUGAAGACGACGCCCUCUCCCCGUCAGAAGGGAACAAUGGCCAGAAGCGGCGCCGUCUGGAAGCCGCCGGUCGGGAGAACCGCAGUCCGAAACCGUCGUCGUCUGGACGCCUGGCUGAGCUCGACGCGAAGCCGGACACGCCGAUGGUUCCCUCGGUCCGGUCCAGAGUCCAGCAGCUCACCCAGAGGCGAGAGGGGGGAGCCCCUCUGGCCCAGCGGUGCCUCUCGGAUCCUGGGACCAACAGCCAAUCACUCAUGCUCCAUCAAAAGGGCCUGAGAGGGCAGAUCCUGGGUCGGGGAGAAUUCCAUCAGCGCAUGGAGCGCUUUAAAGUGCCCGUCUUCUCUGCUGGUCCCGCCCCGAGCCCCGCCAGCGCCUCCCCGAGGACCCGCUCCGACGCCGUGUCGGCCAUUCAGCAGAAACUCCACGGCACCCCGGCUCCGAGCGCCAAGCUGGCGUCUCGCAUCCGUCAGGAACGGGAAGAGGAGUUGAGCCACUUGCCCUUCCAGCCAAUCAGUGAGAACGCCUGGCUGAAGAGGAGCAGCUCCGAUUCCGCCUUAUCUCUGGGAUGGAGCCACUGUGGCCCCUCGGCUGCCUCCGCCUCGGUCCCUAGACCCAGAGGCAGAGUCCCCUGGCCCCCCGUGCAGCUCUGGGACCAGAUCGACGGUGACGCGGAGAUGAAAGACGGCAGCUUCACUGAUGCUGCGUCUCCAUCGUGUGCAGAGAGUCGGUCUUCAGAUGGGACCGGUCAAAGGGCUCCCAGUGACCCUGAAGCUCUCGUAGAGUUGAACGCUGGAAGGAAGGAGCAAAGUCCUCACCGAGGUGAUGAAGUCAGGAAGGAGGAAGGGAAUGAGGAAAGGCAGCCAGGGACCCAGCGACCACAGGCCGUCUUGAAGUUGUCGUUCAGUGAGGAUCAGAGUUUUUCCAAAGCACCUUUCAGUGACGACCAGAACAUGUCGGAGCUGACUACAGGUGACGAGCAGAGCCUGCUCGAAUCCACUCUGGAAGGGGAGGCCGCUGAGGUCUCCACAGUAACCGGAGAGGAGAGAGAGGGUUCCUCAUACAGCGAGGGGGGGGGCGAACCUUCAACAGAUGAGGAGUUGCGGGCGUGGAGAUAUCCUCGAGGCGAGGAAGACUCUAUCGUAGCUGGAGAGCAGGAGGACGAAGACGAGUGUAUUAAACGGGAGGAAGGAGAGGGGGACUCCUCCAGAGGCCGUGUGGUCGGCCACAGUCAACCCGCUGGCGUCCAGGAUGAGGACGUCUUUGAGACGGCUUCUGAAACACAAGAGGACCGGCCUAGAGAGCCCCGUGGAGGACUUCCUCCGGGAGCAGGAGCUGCUGGUGAGUUCACCAUGACGCCAAACCAGGAGGACCAGAGGCGUAGCCGGGAGGAGGACGAGUGUCACCCCUCUGAUGAGGUCCAGAGCGGAGGUGAAGAAGAAGAGGACAUGGAAGUCCAGUCAGACGGAAGUGGCCGUGAGAAACAAGCGGAGGCAUCUGAUGGAGCGCCGAGUUCCAGGGAGGUGUCGGACCACCUUCUGGAGGCCGAGCCAGAUGCAGUAGACGAGAGCAGGGCGGGUGGAGACGAGAGCAGGGCGGGUGGAGACGAGAGCAGGGCGGGUGGAGACGAGAGCAGGGCGGGUGGAGACGAGAGCAGGGCGGGUGGAGACGGGCCGAGGGAAGGAGCUCGCGGGGCGGAGGGAGGAGAGCGCUCGAAGAGAGUCUCCUUCGUCCUGCAGCCCGAGCUCAUGGAGGACUCCGCCCGGGCCGAGGCCGACGCCUCCAUGGAGGCCAAGACCAGCGUGUCAGACGGCGAGCUGAGCUCUCACGACGAGACCGACACGGCGGAGAUCAUCGACCAGAUGUUCGAUGAGGUUCUGGAAUGCGCCGGACGGAUGGAGGAGGAGGAGGAGGAGAGGGGGGGCGACGCCGAGGACAGCGACAUCGGCGUCUGUCCCGGGGACAAAGACAACAAGAUGGACACCGAGAAGAGCGAAGAAGAGGCGGGGUCCAAAGAAGAAGAGCGCGGCGCCAGCGAGAAGCCGCGAGGCGAUGGAGACGAGCUGGGCUCCCCCCCCAGCAGGUCCGUGGAGGCCGGGGUCACCCCGAUGCGACUGGCGGCGAGCCGGGAGUCCCACCCCCCCUCCCUGCUCCUGACUCCGGAGGAGAGCACCUCUCGGCCUGCAGAGUCUGCUCCUCUAUACAGCGUGGAUGCGUAUCGCACUCAGAGGCAGACUCACCCGCCCUCCAUCCAGAGCGUCACCCCCGGGGUCCAGAGACGAGCGCCAGAGAGGCUCCGCCCCCCCGUCGACCCCAAGGAGACCAUCGCGGCCCUGGGUGAAGAGGCGGUGAAGCUGCAGACGGUGAUCAGCCAGACGCUGCAGGCUCUGAGCUGCUGCACCGACAAGGAUCACGGGAGGGGCUCUCUGGAGGAGGCGGAGGCCGAGAAGCUGCUGCUGGUCUCCUGUGAGAAGCGCUCGGCCCUGCUGGCGGAGGUGGCCAGGCUGCAAGAGCGGCGCGGCGCCGAGCCGGCGGAGGAGGACGACGCGGCCCAGCAGCCCUGCAGAGGCACCGUCCGCAUCACCGGGAUCCAGCUGCCGCUCAAGGUGGAGUUUGUCUGCUCCUCCCACAAGCGCUCAGGUCGGCCCAGUCACUACUUCUUCGUGCUGAUCCGCUACGGGCCGUGCACCAUCGUGGCCACGCCGCUGGCCACGGCCGCCGACGCUCAGACCGGAGACACCAUCUCCUUCCCGACCUCCGUCACCCUGAAAGACGUCCGCUCGUCCUUUGAGAUCGACUUGGAGGUCUACAGCCUGUCCCACGCCUCGGGGAGUACCUGCAGCGUGGACCGGACCACCACCAAGUCCCGGGUCACGCCCAGGAAGCUCCUGAGCAGCAUGACGAGAUCCAACCACAGUCUGACAUCCGGUGCUCCCCCUGCUCUCAACACUCGUCGCUCCAGUAACUUCUUCCUGGUCGGAUCCCACAAGAUCACCUUGGACUCUCUGGGACUCAGCCGGUUCCCCCUGGAUAAGGUGCCCUUCCUCUCUCCUCUGGAGGGAAACAUCUACCUGAGCCUGGCCAGCGAGCGUCACUCUGACGUCCAGCACCACGGCUUCCUGACGAUGUUUGAGCUGAUCGGUGGUUUCGGGGUUUGGCAUCGCCGCUACUUCGCCCUGGAGGGCUGCACCAUGUUCCACUGGAACCACCCCAACGACCGAGAGACCAAGGAGGCCGAGGGCAGCCUCUCUCUGUCCAGCGCCCACAGCCGCUGCGUCCGGCCCGUGAAGAGAGACUCGUGUGCUCGACCUUUCACCUUCGAGCUGGUUAGCAGCGCCCCGCAGGACGCCGCUGCCAAGUGCUGGUUUUCCGCCGACACCAAACAGGAGAGACUGGACUGGAUGGAGAGGCUGAACCAGGCGCUGCUGGACUUCAACACCUGGAACCAACCGGAGGCUCUUCAGUCCAGCUCCACCAGCAGCCUGAGGGAGAGCAUCCUGUGAGUGGUCACAUGACCCUCAGUCACAUGACCCGCAGUCACAUAACCCUCAGGCAGGUAGACGAGGAGCCGCCAUCAGGGCUCAGAGAGCUCUUCUUCUUUAUCGCCUCCCUUUUCAUUUUUUGGGGGGGAGAUAUCUAUUCAAUGUUCAUCUUAUUGUUUAUUUCUUUUCUUUAAAAUCUGAAUCCAGUCCAGACGGUUUUCGUUUUACUUUUAUUUGUCGUUUGGAUACGUGUUAGUUUCUCUUAAUAAUUUUGCGAGGAAAAAAAUCAUUUAUUUUGACUGUUUAGAAGCUAAGAUGAAACUUAUUGUGUAUAUAUAUAUGUGUGUAUAUAUAUAUACUUUUGAGAUGAUUUACACGUGUUGUUUUGUAUCAUCUAAACUGGAAGGAUGAACACAUUUAGAGAGAUGCACUAAUACCAUAUAUAAUAAAUACUGAAGGAGGAAAUCUACUAAUGAAUGUAGGAUGAGGAAACUCCACCAGCUCUGAACCUGAUAAUAAACUACACAAUACAGAGGACACAACUACACCCUUAUUACACAAUACAGAGGACACAACUACACCCUUAUUACACAAUACAGAGGACACUACACCCUUAUCACACAAUACAGAGGACACAACUACACCCUUAUUACACAAUACAGAGGACACAACUACACCCUUAUUACACAAUACAGAGGACACAACUACACCCUUAUUAAACAAUACAGAGGACACAACUACACCCUCAUUACACAAUACAGAGGACACAACUACACCCUUAUUACACAAUACAGA